GAGGCAUAUGACCAUAUAAGUGAAGUGGUAGUGAUAUCGUGCCAAGUGAUAGAACGUCCCAGCAAGAAGGACGGCUUCUGCUUCAAGCUGUACCACCCGCUCGAGCAGAGCAUCUGGGCGCCCAGGGGACCGCACAACGAGACCAUCGGAGCGGUAGUACAGCCGCUGCCGACCGCGCACCUGAUAUUCCGCGCGCCGUCGCAGGCGGCCGGACACUGCUGGCUCGACGGACUUGAACUAGCUCUACGAUGCAGCAAUGCUAUGCUAAGAUGUUCCCGGUCCCGCCCCGAACAAACGGUGGCGGCGGACUCGCCAGCCACGCAAACGAACCUAUCGCAUGAGGACUUGGAGAAACAUUUCAAUGAACACGAGCUAGCCGGCGCCGCGUCAGACUCGGACAGCGAGGCGUCUCGUAUCGGAAUGCCGAACCGGCCGGAUAAGAAGCAGGAGAUUUUGGCCGAGAUCGAGGCUAGCUAUGUUGCGGACACCAAUUUCGAUAUUGGCGUGGCCGGCCUGAUAGAAGAAGAAGUGGCCGAAGAGAACAAGUCUCUCCUCUGGUUCCUGCUGAAGCAGGUGCGACCCGGCAUGGACCUCAGCAAGGUCGUGCUGCCGACGUUCAUCCUGGAGCCGAGGUCCUUCCUCGACAAGCUGUCCGAUAAUUACUAUCAUGCUGAUAUAUUGGCACAAGCCCAACAAAUAGUGGACCCAUACCAAAGAUUCGUGGCGGUCGUGCGCUGGUACCUAUCCGGUUUGUACCGCAAACCCAAGGGUCUGAAGAAGCCUUACAACCCGGUGCUGGGCGAGACCUUCCGCUGCUGUUGGCGGCACAGCCAGGACUCCUAUACUUAUUACGUGGCUGAACAGGUGAGGGGAAAGUAGACUUUAUCACCUUUU
This is a messenger RNA of Helicoverpa armigera (cotton bollworm), 894 nucleotides long. RefSeq names its product oxysterol-binding protein-related protein 8-like. NCBI's taxonomy places the organism in Eukaryota, Metazoa, Arthropoda, Insecta, Lepidoptera, Noctuidae. The transcript is spliced from 6 exons. Gene Ontology annotation, cellular component: intracellular membrane-bounded organelle; membrane; cytosol. The annotation marks the transcript as partial. The record is from RefSeq and is a predicted model, not a curated record. Gene Ontology annotation, molecular function: cholesterol binding.